GAAUUGUUGUCACUCGCUCCGGCGACACCCAUUAUUCUAAACAAGCUCAUCUUGAGUCCGGUAAAUCUAGUAAACAACAGGCUACAAAACCUCGAUUUCCGUCACGAAGGAAUAAUGUAAUUUGGACUAAAAUCACCCCAAAAUGAUGAAUUUGUAUAUUUGUGUAUUCUUGGGGGUUUUAACCCUCUAUGUUUCACAAGCCAAUGCUCAAUCAAACGCACAAAUUUCCAAAGCGAUAGACCAGGAGACAAAGACAGCCGGCGCGACUGGCCUGCUCAACUGCACCGUCUCAGGCCUCGCUGCGGCACAAGGUUCAGUCCUCUGGUCCAAGAAGAUGCCAUCCGCCAAGCCAAUAUCACGCAACCAACAGAUUGUGAGGAAGAACCCGCUCGGGCCUUUGGGCCAGAAGAAAUUUGAGAUCAUCGUGACGUACUUGACGGCACAGACGCAGAUUUACACUUUAGUGAAUCGACGGCUAACUUCGGAUGAUAGCGGGGAGUAUACGUGUGAAAUAUAUCUCCCCGGGAAUUCUGCCAAGGAUACGCCUAAAGCGGUUGGAGUGUUGGUGGUGCAGCUCCCUCCUGCUAUUAGCGACAGUGACACCACACCAAUGAAACUAGCGCACGAGGGUACCGACGCACUCCUCACAUGUGACGCCAGCGGUGUUCCACCACCGACAAUAUCAUGGUCGCGGGCUAACGGGAAGUCCAUGUCAAAUGGCAUGCAAACUGUAUUUGGCACCGAACUCAUUCUCAAGAAUGUCACUACAGUUGAUGGCGGCGUGUAUAGGUGUAAAGCUGACAACAAUGUCCGACCCCCCGCAACCAUUGACGUCACGCUUCUCGUCCGGACCAAACCGGUUGCGACUCCUUUCCGGCCUGCGUACGGCCAAGCACGUGACUUGAACUUGGAGGUUGAGCUCGCGUGUAUCAUAUCAGGUGAGCCGACGCCAGACUUGUUUUGGUUCCACAUCAAAGAUAAGAAGAGCAUGUCGAUGAGGGCUCUGACUGACGGCCCUAAACACGAGGUUAACAAGAUUCCCAUGUAUCCAGGACACAACAGGCGCGAGACGGACCAAUGGCUGACAUUGCGCAUUCUGCAAGUUCAGUCUGAUGAUUACGGGACUUAUAUGUGCAUGGGCAAGAACGAGUUUGGGAACGGAUCAGCGGUCAUGACUCUAUACGCAACGCCAACCUGCCAGGGCCCCCUCUGUCAAUACCAGUCAGGUGGACUCGGGGCCGCCAGCAUUUCUGUCUCCCUGGUGUUGCUCCUCGUAAGCAUGGUAACGGCGUUUUUGACAGCGAAAAACAACAGAUAAUAAAACACAGACGGCAAGAACAUAUGAUUUUGUCUUCAGACUCAUCUCGAAUGCGUGGCAAGGAUUUGUGAUCACGAGAACAUAAUUUUUGAUAUAUUUCCACGACGUCGUGAUUUUCAUAUUGAAUUCAAUGCUUUGCCUUUUGUAAAAACAGUACAACUACACAGGCGCUGUGAUGUUUUGGGUGUUUUUCAUCUCUGAGUGUUUGCCCAGUGAUUUGGGAAAGUCAGAAAAAAAAAAUUUCGUGUUUCUCUGUAUUGCCCCGUUGCUCACUCCAGCUGUUUAUUGUAUUGUAUGUAAACACUUGGUAUGGGGAACAUCGAGAACGUUACACCAGUAAUAUAAAUCAGUAGACUUGCUUUAAAGACUAGGUGACGACAUAGAUACUCCCAAAUUCACCACUUUCUUCUGCUCAGGUAUUGGCCAAUUAGACGCGCUGUAAGCUGCAUGACCCUUGCUGUCUCAGCCGAAGAAGGAUGAGACAUGUCUUCUGAUUGGUCAAUACCUGAUCGUAGUACCAGCUUCCUGCUUGAGGUAAUAGUGGAGAACAGAGUAUGAUGGGUAUGUCAAAUAUAUUUCGAAGAAAAUGUAAAUAGCUUUAUUGAUUAUAUUUACAAGGCUAGGUAAAGCAGUUUACUCUAGAACUUACAUGUAGUAUUUUCAUUGAGACCAUAUGUAUAUUUGUAUUCAUUAAGUACCGAAGUUACAUGUCCAGUGUCCAUCAAACUUUAAGUAAUACCGUCCUGAAAAGUGCAACUCCGUUCAGAAGAUGUUAAAAUAACCAGAAAAACGUUGUAUGCAUUUUCUGUUUUCAUACCUAAUUAGUAUGUCGACCAAUCACGUCGCGUCGUCCCUCCAUCUUGUGUUGUUAAACUUCAACAUUCCAGUAGCACCAUAUCAUAGGCUAUUAUUAUUCUUAUUGUUAUUCUUUUGAGAUAUUUAACGGACGAAAACUCGACAGAAUAUUUCGUUUCAAAUUCCAUCCAAAAUGUAGCCUAGCUCAAUUUUGAUUAGACAAUGGGCCAAAAUGUGAGGAUUGGUCAGGUGUCACCCUGGUGUUGCCGAAGUGUUACCCCGGUGUCCAACCCGAGCUCCGUGUUGGGAGUUGGGGUAGGCCUCCUACACCAACACCAACACCUAACACUUUCCGAACCCCAAGACUUGACCUGACCCAGUGUCCAACCCGAGCUACGUGUUGGGAGUUGGGGUAGGCCUCCUACACCAACACCAACACCUAACACUUUCCGAACCCUAAGACUUGACCUGACCCAGUGUCCAACCCGAGCUCCGGGUUGGGAGUUGGGGUAGGCCUCCUAUACCAACACCAACACCUAACACUUUCCGAACCCCAAGACUCAUUGACCUGACCCGGUGUCCAACCCGAGCUUCGUGUUGGGAGUUGGGGUAGGCCUCCUAUACCAACACCAACACCUAACACUUUCCGAACCCCAAGACUUGACCUGACCCGAUGUCAUUGAACUUUUAAUGUCUGAUUUGUCGUAAAGACCAAAAUGAGGUAAAGUUUUCUUUUUCUGUUUGAAAGAUUCCAUAUGUGCCAUCACGUAAAAGCACAUUCAUAACACAAGAGUGUAUGAUGAAUAAUGUACAGGUAUAGCUUUGUGUGUUUUUAUAAAUUUAAUAGGCAUUAAAUGUACGUACUAUUCUGAAA
Molecule: messenger RNA, 2987 nt
Organism: Lineus longissimus
Lineage: Eukaryota; Metazoa; Nemertea; Pilidiophora; Heteronemertea; Lineidae
Product: lachesin-like
Exons: 7
Coding region: 143-1318 (391 amino acids)
Biological process (GO): synapse organization; homophilic cell-cell adhesion
Cellular component (GO): plasma membrane; axon; neuronal cell body
Molecular function (GO): axon guidance receptor activity; cell adhesion molecule binding
Source: RefSeq, a predicted model, not a curated record